CACUAGUACUAGUACUACUGCCUAGCCCAACAUGCAAGCAUACCUCGCUGAAAAAUAUAUGUCAGGGCCCAAAGCAGACGCAAUUCUAUCUCGAACAACUCAAAAGAAGAAAAAGAAGCGCAAAGCCGAAACCUCAACCACAGGACCCUCGAUGUUAGUGGACGAUGAUGCUGAGUGGGCAGGCGAAAGUUCCAGGCGCAAUGACGAGGAAGAAGAUUUUGCAGAGGCUGCUGUCGCAAAGGACCGUAGCUUCAAGAAGCGCCGUGUCGAAGAAGGCUCUGGAUGGUCGACUAUUCGCGCUGGUGAGAAGGAAGCAAGUCCGCCGAUACCUGCGGAUGAACAGCCUACCGUCGUCGUGGAGGAGGAGCCCGAACAACCAUUUACUGGUGGACUGUUGACCUCAGCGCAACUCCGGAAAGCCCUUCCUAAGACUCAGCAGAAACAAGAGGAGCUGACUAAAGAAGAGGAGGAGGCUGCUCAAGAGACCGUUUACCGUGAUGCGUCUGGGCGGAAGAUUGAUACUAAGGCCGCCCGUGCGGAAGCUGCUAGGAAGAAACGAGAAAGGGAGGAAAAGGAAGCAAAGAAGAUGGAAUGGGGCAAAGGCUUGGUCCAAAAGCAAGAAGAGGAAGCGAGAAAACGUCAACUUGAGACGAACAAAUCACUUCCGUUCGCCAGGCGUGCAGAUGAUAAGGAACUAAAUGAAGAACUGAAGGCUAAAGAACGUUGGAAUGAUCCAGCCGCCGCUUUCCUCACAAAAAGUAGAUCUAAGGGUCCCCGAAAACCUGAGUACACGGGACCAUUACCUGAACCAAACCGUUUUGGCAUAAAGCCAGGCUAUAGAUGGGAUGGCGUAGAUCGCGGCAAUGGCUUCGAGAAGAAGUACUUCCAGCGACAUAAUGAGAGAAAGCGGAACACAGCAGCAAGUUAUGAAUGGAGCGUGGAUGACAUGUAAUGCGGCGCAUUUUGUGGCCGCAGAUAUCCUUAUAAGGUUAACGAUCAACCGUUAGUCAAGACACGAGCUACCACGAGACAUUGAUUCCCGCACUUUUAAACCACGCGAACUGCCUGGUGGCAAGCUAUUGGCAGAUAAUCCGUCAGUGUGGUCUAUCAGUUGGACGGCACUUCCGACCUGUCAGAUAGCUGCUGGCUUGCCCUUUUGCCAUUUCAAGUGGUGCGAAGCAGGUGAAUUGAUUCCAUAUAGCGAGUAAGCGUACAACGUGA
Suillus clintonianus is the source of this 1221-nucleotide messenger RNA. RefSeq names its product Pre-mRNA-splicing factor of RES complex-domain-containing protein. NCBI's taxonomy places the organism in Eukaryota, Fungi, Basidiomycota, Agaricomycetes, Boletales, Suillaceae. Bases 32 to 952 code for a protein of 306 amino acids. Gene Ontology annotation, molecular function: RNA binding. Gene Ontology annotation, cellular component: U2-type spliceosomal complex; RES complex. The record is from RefSeq and is a predicted model, not a curated record. Gene Ontology annotation, biological process: mRNA splicing, via spliceosome. The transcript is spliced from 4 exons.